UCAAAUCCCGUCCCCCUUCCCGACCGUUGGCCGCCACCACCCCUCCUCCUUCCGAGCAAUCAAUCAAUCCAAUCCGAUCCGAUGCAGAAGAGCCAGGGACCCAAGUCGACGGCGCGGCGCCGCCCACUGCGCCUCCUCUCCGGCAACAGGACGCCCCACCCGGCGCCGCCCGGAUCCCUCCGCCGCAAGCCCGCCGCCGCUCCCCCCUCCGCCCCCGCCGCCGCCGCGGCCGAGCCGGCGCUCGACCGCCUCCUCCUCGCCAGCUCCGACCUCGCCGGCCUCGUCUCCCAGAUUGACAAAUUGGUCUCCAGUGCCCUCCAAUGCGAGACUAUAUCGACAAGAGGGGAACAAGAGAUAGAAUCCUUCAGUUGCUUCUUAUCGGAAACUAAUUCUUCUUUGAAGCAAUGGUCUUCCAGACUUAAGCUAGCGCUUAAAGCUUCUCCGGCCAAAAGUGAAAAUGCCUCCAAGCACACCAUGGAAACCUGUUCAAAAUCUGCUGCAAAAGGGAGUGACAAGUUGUUUCCUAGCAACAGCAUCUUACCUCCAGCAGGCCCGGCAGUACCGCCUUCACAAGAAUUGGUCUGCAGCAGCAGCAACAACUUACCAGAGAUCGAUCUGAUUGUCUCGCCUUCACCUCUUGUUUCAUGGCGUACUGGGGCAUGUAUGGUCGACAGUGGGAAGCAGUUAUUUCUCUUGACACCACUGCCAAAAUCAAAAGCACGCUCAUCCAUGUGCCCAACUUCAUCAAAAGCACAGUUGAAGACAACUGCCAGCAUGGAUGAGCUGAAUCUUCCCAAUUUACCUGUUUGGAAACUAACCAUUUCUGAUGACAACCGCCCUGAUCUGGAGCAAAGUGUGAAAGGAAUGGAAGCAAGGGCUGGUGUCUCAACACCUCAUCCUAGAAAAGCAAAGAAAAGCUCAUCAGAGGACAAUCUGUUUUCACCUCUUAGCUUCUCAAUUCAGAAGAGCAGGAGAGCACCACUGCCUACUCCUUGCCCGAAGACAGCAUUGCGAGGUAAGCAACAUGUGUUCUCUCCGAUAUCAGAGGGCUCAAGUAAGGAUGGCAUUAUCAGUGCUGGAGCAGCUGAGAGUGAAAAACCACCAUCUGGAACCUCUGAUGAGAUGCUGUCUGAUGGGAAGGAUCUGGCAUCAAGGUAUCCAGACAUGUAUGGGUUUAAUCAACCUGCCGGAGACAGGCGCCGAAUGGAAGAAGCUGAUGUGGCUCUUGAUUGGUUCCUGUCACCCCUCAAGACCUGCGUGCUAAUGGAUCCAAGUCCAACAGAUGAUAAGCCUGUUCCCCUUCCAGCAAAGGAUAACAAAUCCGUGAUAGAAAGUCCUUGGGAAGGCUGGGAAAGAAAUAAUAAGCUGGAGGGAAGACGGAAACUUUCAGAUUGCAAUCCUAUCCAAACUCUAUCAGUGCAUAGCAAGGCCUUGGUUGGUACUCCUCGGAAAGGCCUGGAAAGCAAGAAUGACCUGAAGGGAAAGCAGGAACUUUCAGAAGACAAACUCAUCCAGACCCCAGCAGUGCGCAGCAGGGCCUUGCUUGGCACUCCCUGGAAGGGCCUGGAAAGCACCAACCUGAAGGGAAGGCAUGCCGGCGAAACAACUCUCAAGAAGGAGCUCUGGACAAGAUUCGAGGCGGUCUCGACCAACGAGCUGCACCUCGACAGGUCAGUCUUCCAGAAGCCAGAUGGAAGGAGAUUCAUCGACAUGCUCGAGGAGGCUGAAUGAUUCAGUCUAGCAGCAGGAGGGCACUUGUUAUUUUCUGGCGCAGUAGCUGUGGGAUUGGGGAGUGAAACCCAUCCCUACGGUCUAUCAUGGCACAUCAUCAUGUAUGAGUGCCCGGAGCCAAAACUGCAGUGAUCUAGCACACUAUAUGCAUUUUUGCACUGAUUAUCUUGUGCAUUUUUUCGAUGCCAAACUGCGUACUCCUGCCAGAACUGUUGUGUAGACAUGGACAGCGUUGAACUGUCGAUUCAUCCCAGUCACAUAGGGGGUUGUUUGAUACAAGGAACUCGGGUGCUUUUGUGGGUGAAUUGUUUAUGUGCUUUAUGUCA
Molecule: messenger RNA, 2057 nt
Organism: Hordeum vulgare subsp. vulgare (domesticated barley)
Lineage: Eukaryota; Viridiplantae; Streptophyta; Magnoliopsida; Poales; Poaceae
Exons: 3
Coding region: 82-1731 (549 amino acids)
Source: RefSeq, a predicted model, not a curated record